GUUGGGUCACUUUCAAGAAGCCCCUUGUAACAUGUUAUAGAUUGCACAAAAAGCUCAAUCUAACCAAUGCACCAUGGCCCCACAUAUGCUUUUCUUGUAAGAAAAUAGCAGUUGUUAUUACUUAUAUAUGAUCAUAGGAGAGUGGGCUUAUACCCAUAGCAUGGGAAGCCAUUGAAAUAAUUAUACCCACUAUCUCGUCACAAUCGACGCUUGAAGAAGCAACACGUAGCAUCCGUACCCAUCGACGGCUGAAAUUUCUUUAUUUGUCCGCCCGUUAGCCAAAUCCUCUGUUUGCACAGUAGCUUACAGAGACUCGAAACUUUUUUCUACAACUCAUUUAGCCGUUUGCACCUCCCUUCCGCAGGAUCGAACCCCGGUCGUUCGCCCCUAAAAAAUAAAACAAAAAAACCCUAGGGCUUUUCUUAACGGCCAUGGCUAACGAAGCUAAUGGAAAGAAAGAGAUGUUGGUGUUUACAGAGCUGCUGGAUUCUGUGAUAAUUGACGUGGCUUCCGAGUGCCACAGAGCGGCGCGGCUGGGGCUCGAUCCGAGGCUGAACGUUGAUGAGGAGGAGGAGAUUAGGGUUUCCAUGGAGGCCAGGGCCAUGGCUGAAGACCCAGACAAUGGUGGUAAAUACACUGUCGAUUUGUUUGGACAGAGCCAUCCUGCUGUGGCCAGUGAUAUUUUUAAUUGUAUGAACUGUGGGAGGUCGGUUGUGGCUGGUAGAUUUGCUCCUCACCUGGAAAAAUGCACGGGGAAGGUAACGAAUUUCUUGAGUCGUAGGAUUUCUUCUUUCAUAGUGAUUGGCAAUCGAUUGGGAGUAGAUGAUGAUGUGCAGUGAGCUAAGAUGACCAGAGAACAGUACUUUUGUUACUUGAAAUGAUAAGUUUGUAUAACUUUGUAUUCAUCAUAUUCAAUUGUUGUAUUUAUUUUUCAAAAAUUCAAUGAAUGCUAGUUUGCUUGGCACUCAAUACUCUCAAUUAGUUCUUGGGAAUUGAAUGAACAUGUCUUGAAUGGGCUCUGGGCAUGAUUCGAACCAGCAAUAAUCACUGUUCAAAAAAUGAUUGCUGAAAGUACAUAAAUGCAGUUUCAAUGUAGUGAAACACAUGAAUGAACACAUGCUAUAUUUCAAGUCUUUUUAUCUCAAUAUUAUAUUUGUUCUUUGAAUGUAUGUUUGAUUUACAGCUUUACUGAAGCCAUGAUCAUUGAGGCCAAUUUUACUUCCAUGAAGGACACUAUUUAGUACAUUUAUUUUAACACGGUUUAGGAAUGCACUUUAUUUAUUUUUUAUCCUAAGGUCUAAGUUGAUUUUGGCUGAUUGGUGGAUAUCCUCAAAAUUUACAUUUGAAGCAGUAAUAACGCUAUGCUUUAUUAGAAUUAUAUGUUAUUUACAAUGAAGCUAUGAAUGACUUGAAAAUAUGAUCUUAUAAGAGACGAACGAGCUAUUCGACUAAAUUUAUACAUGUUGAUAGGAUACUUCUAGCCUUCAAAUGUUGUGUAUCGAGCACUAGACUAUUGCUUUUGCUGGACCAUAAUAUCUGUAUUUGUUUCCAGUUUUUAAACUAGUUAGCAUUAUAUUCUUUUUCUUUACUCCUUGGGGAAUUUUUUGAUUUGUAGAAGUUGAUUUUCCAUAUUACUUUUCAGACAUUCUAAUCAUCACCUAUAAUAAAUCAUUUGAAAGUAAUAUAGACCUUUGCUUGAAGCUUCGAAGGUCUCUUGUAACUAGCACUUUAAAGCUUAAGAGGAAAUACUUAUUACUAAUCUUAAGAUCAACGUUGGGGUUUUGCAGCUUCGCUAAGAGAACUGGGUUUUAUCUUUGAAUUUUUUUUCAGGCUGGUUGCAUCUUUCAAGCAUUCCUGAAACAAUUGAGAAACUAAAUCAGUUGUAUACCAUAGAUAUUGUUGUUUAGAACUGCUCUCUAAAUUUUGUUCCAGGAGUCAUAGCACAUGAUUUGAUGAGGCAAAUGCCAUUCAUUCCCAAACUUUAAGGAUCUAUAUUACAUAAAAUUGUUGCUGUUCUGAUCAUUUUCUAUUGUGAUAAAGUCUAAUCAUUACACAAUUGCUACAUGAAAAGGUCUCAGGAAUCCCGGAUUUGCAUCUACAAGCCUUGGGAACUGUGGUGAUGUAUUUGUCCUAGAUAUGUUGUACAAAAUUAUGUUAAGAACUGGCCAUUAAAAACCUUACUUAUUUUUAACUGGUAAAUUCCCUUUGGGAUUUCGUUCAGCCUUAGACGCCAUGACCAAUGAUUGUCUCUUCUGUCAAAUUCACCCAGGACUUGCACCUGGUCUUGUCUGCAGGGGUAUGCCACACACAGAAUUGGAUAUGGUAUUUUAUUUGAUUUUGAUAUUCAACAUUUGUACAUUUAAGCAUUUAACAUAAGAUGGCUCCUCCCUAUGAAAACUAUGAUGAUAUACCACUCAAGCUCAUCCCAUUUGAACAUUCAAAAUCUUUGCAUCUAAUUGUAUGACUUGUGAAGUAGAACAGUAAGUUCUCAAACUGUAGCAAUCAUAACUCUUUUAGUAGCAAUCUAGGUAAGAUUUUGUUACUACAUUUGAAUGUAUAGAUUCAAGAAAUAGUCGAGUCAAUCUGGUCAGUAAUUGCCAGUAAUCUAUCUCAGCAGUGCAACUUUUGCUUGUACAAUUACCUCAGAAUAAAUAUCUUCUCAUUGUUUUAUUAACGUUUUGUAAAGCAGAUUUCUUCAAUGCUUUCUUAAUUCUUCUUGUUUCAAAAUUUUUUGGUCGUUGACCAUAAAAUCUCAGGCUUCACAGUAAGUGUACUUUAUUAGAAGGGAUUUUUUUAUUGAAAUUUAAUUUGGAGAAGAUGGAUUUCAUGGUACAUCUCUUUGCAUAUGGCUAGAUUAAUUGAAAAAGUUGAAGUCAUUACUGGACAGUUUGGUACUGUUUUUCUCCAACAUCAUUGGAAAAUAUGUCUUAUGGGUUAAAACAAUGUCUGCACAU
Messenger RNA from Cryptomeria japonica (Japanese cedar), 2954 nucleotides. Its product is annotated as SAGA-associated factor 11. Gene Ontology annotation, cellular component: DUBm complex; SAGA-type complex. The transcript is spliced from 3 exons. NCBI's taxonomy places the organism in Eukaryota, Viridiplantae, Streptophyta, Pinopsida, Cupressales, Cupressaceae. The record is from RefSeq and is a predicted model, not a curated record. Bases 432 to 839 code for a protein of 135 amino acids.